GUACCAGAAUCCUCCAGCCUGCGAACAUACGCGACUUUCCUCAAGAUCCUCUCCUCUUCCCCUUUGCCUUACUUCGAUCAGCGUCUUCAAUGGCAUCACGGGAUGAGAAGCCGUCGAAGCCCUGCAGCAGUCGGACCGGGGGUAUUCGAACCCUUUCCGAUCUUAACCGACGGUCCCCUGAUUCUGUUGGCGACCCCGAUGCUCCUCAAGAGUAUUACACCGGUGGUGAGAAGAGUGGGAUGCUUGUCCAAGAUCCUACAAAGGGUAAUGAUGUGGAUUCACUUUUCAAUCACGCUAGGCAAAUGGGAGCUGUGGAAGGCCCUAUUGAUCAUGCCCGUUCAUCAACCUCCAGCAGCUUUACUGGAACUGGUAGGUUACUCACAGGAGAAACUGUCCGUUCUGCACCUGAUCAGCCUGAGAACGUUGUUCACAAUAUUGUAUUCUGGAGUAAUGGUUUUACCGUAAAUGAUAGCCCUUUGAGGAGGUUGGAUGAUCCUGAAAACGCAUCCUUUUUGGAGAGCAUCAGAAAGUCUGAGUGCCCCAGAGAGCUUGAACCUGCAGACAGAAGGUCCUCCGUUCAUGUGAAUUUAAUUAGGAGGAUGGAGGAGUAUCGUGAACCAGAGAAGCCACGUCUUCCAUUUCAAGGUGUAGGAAGAACUCUUGGUGGUGGCGCCCCAGCAAACGAGCCAACUGCUACUCUCACCGAUGUCAAUAGCAGUCCAAGCGCUUCUGCAGGCCCGGUCGUGGAUGACUCGUUGCCAUCAACCUCGAUUCAGCUUCGGUUGGCAGAUGGAACACGCAUGGUAGCUCAUUUCAAUUACCAUCACACAAUCAGCGAUGUUCGUGCUUUCAUCGACGCGUCUAGGCCGGGGGGUGCCAGGAACUAUCAGCUGCAGUUGAUGGGCUUCCCUCCCAAGCUUCUUAGCGACCUGACUCGGACAAUCGAGCAGGCCGGUCUUGCCAAUUCUGUCGUCAUCCAGAAGUUUUAGCAAACUAAGAUAAGCUCUCUAUGCAGUAUUGAAAUGGUUCUCAGAUAGUCUUUCAGUACAUUUGCUGUUAUAAGUUACUGCCUGCAUUUUCAGCAUCAAUCCACCAAAACUGGUCUUUU
This is a messenger RNA of Cucurbita maxima (winter squash), 1108 nucleotides long. Its product is annotated as plant UBX domain-containing protein 4-like. Gene Ontology annotation, molecular function: ubiquitin binding. Gene Ontology annotation, cellular component: cytosol; nucleus. The coding region runs from base 90 to 989 and encodes 299 amino acids. The record is from RefSeq and is a predicted model, not a curated record. The transcript is spliced from 4 exons. Gene Ontology annotation, biological process: proteasome-mediated ubiquitin-dependent protein catabolic process; Golgi organization; autophagosome assembly. Lineage: Eukaryota; Viridiplantae; Streptophyta; Magnoliopsida; Cucurbitales; Cucurbitaceae.